Colletotrichum spaethianum is the source of this 1035-nucleotide messenger RNA. RefSeq lists its product as uncharacterized. Gene Ontology annotation, molecular function: ornithine decarboxylase inhibitor activity. The transcript is spliced from 3 exons. Bases 1 to 1035 code for a protein of 344 amino acids. Lineage: Eukaryota; Fungi; Ascomycota; Sordariomycetes; Glomerellales; Glomerellaceae. Gene Ontology annotation, cellular component: cytoplasm; nucleus. The record is from RefSeq and is a predicted model, not a curated record. Gene Ontology annotation, biological process: positive regulation of protein catabolic process.
AUGGCGCCCAUGAAUCAGCAGAGUAAUUACUCUAGUAGUAAUUAUGGUGAGGCCAUUGUCCGUCAGGCCAAUGUCCUCGCCAGCUGCUACAUUGUCGAUUCUGCCGCGACUCUUCGCGGUCUCCACUACUGCACUACCGGGGCCGCAGCCUCAAUCUCGAGACAAGAACGCCGAUCGGUCGGCUUGUCUCUCCUUCCCCGUCAUCCCCACUCCCAUGCAUUCUCGCUCACCCGAAACUCUGGAAACGCCGAGACUGACAUCUGCUAUCAACAGGGGCCGAGUGGUAUUCCUGAGGUCCCCUCCUCAGGAUUACCAUCUCCUCCGUCAAGUCCCCCCCUCGCGGCUAUCACGGCGUCCAACGAGCUCGCGCUGCUUCCCAAGGCCAGCAGCAAGCGUCGCGACGCCGUGCCAGGCAAGCGAAUUAGCCGCCGAGGGGGGGCGGCACUCUCGAUCAGGGAAGAAUGUGAAAGGUUCUUUUGCGAGUCCAUGAGGGCUGUGUUCCGCGGUGAGACGGACACUGGCCCCCGUGGCUCCGGCCUGCAUCAGGGUGUUUAUAACAACAAUGGCAGCACGAACGCAACAAUGCUGCAGACUCCGCCGCCCGACGAGGACCUCGCCGUCCAGCCGCACUCCUUUGGGGGUCGGUGCGAGGUCGCGGACGGAAACCCCAUGGCGUCUUCCGCCCCGGCCCCGGCCACGGCGUGGUUGGAGGUGUGGGACUUCGCCGGCGGUGCGAGUUUCCGGGCCUUUGUGGCGGACGACGGGACCGAAAAGUCCCUGUUCGCCUUGUUUGACAGGAACGUCAUCGGACGUGACCUGAAGCCAGCGCUUAUGGCGCUGAUGGAAUUGGUCGACGGACCCCUCGAUUGCCAACACCUGGUCAUCUGCAUCGACCGGGGCAUCGAGGAGGAGGACGCGAAGUCGCUGAUGAAGAGCCUGCAGUGGGUUGGCUUCGAGCUGACGACGCUAGACCACUGGGCACGCGAUGUGGACGUGACGAGCAACCAGUGGCUGUUUAUGAGCAUGGAGAUCUAG